Molecule: messenger RNA, 5090 nt
Organism: Xenopus laevis (African clawed frog)
Lineage: Eukaryota; Metazoa; Chordata; Amphibia; Anura; Pipidae
Gene: slco5a1.L
Product: solute carrier organic anion transporter family member 5A1 L homeolog
Exons: 10
Coding region: 811-3444 (877 amino acids)
Biological process (GO): transmembrane transport; sodium-independent organic anion transport
Cellular component (GO): plasma membrane; basolateral plasma membrane; membrane
Molecular function (GO): transmembrane transporter activity; serine-type endopeptidase inhibitor activity
Source: RefSeq, a predicted model, not a curated record
ACAGGAGGAGCCUAGAGCAGGGGGGAGGGGACAGGUGGAUAAUAGCAACGCCUUCUGCUGACUCUCUGUUCCCGGCUGUGUGAUUGGCUGCUGGGGCUGCAUUUGCCUUUUUGCUUUCCAUCAGAGCAGAUUGAGACAGAGAGAAAGGAGAGUGGAUGUUGUCCUGGGUGAAAAAGCCAGUCGCUCGCUGGUAUAACGGGACCAGGGAGAGGAGAGGCAGCUGAUCGUGGGACGGACUGUACCAACAGCAGAACAGCAAGCUUUCCCGUUACUUGGUCCAGUCACACUCCUCGCAAUAAGCAGCAGUAGUGUCAGUGACGGUCAGUAAGAGUAUCCCGGCUUCUGACCUUCACCUCAGGAUCAGCAGAAUUGCCAUUGGAGACUUUUGCUGGAGACAAUAGGGAUGAGAGAACUGCUGGCCGUGGUGGAAAGAUGAUGGGGGAUAAAAGGAUGGCAAACAAUGUACCAGAGGAUGAAGCUUCAUUGCAACUAAAGACACUUUUCUAUUGAUCAACACUGCCCCUCCAAAUAGGCAGGUCUAUGGGGCAUAGCAAGUGGGGGAAACAGAAUGCCAUUACCUUUGGAUUCAGGGAGUCAUUGCUCAUAAUGAAUUGACUAUAAGAUUCACAAGAGUAUAUGUAUGGAAGCUAAGAACACAAUACACUUUUAAAGGGGGGGAAAUGACAAUUGUUUUUGUUUCUCUACGUUAACAAAAUACAGCAGGAUUAUGCUGUGCUGCUCUGAAUAUAUAGUUAGUUGAUUUCACAUUCAUUUGUCUUUUAUUCAUUGCACUAGAAAUAUUUGCUGAUCAUGGCUUUAGAAAGCCACAAUGCACAGGCUUUAAUUGCCACAUAUCAACCUGACUGCAACGACCAUGAAGAAAAAGAGGGACCCAGAGAAAAUGUGGAGAGCUACAGGUCUCUGAGUCUGCCAGUCUUAAAUGGGGGUUGUAGAACUGCUUGUCAAGGGUUUGAAGGGAAAGUGGUGGACAUGACGCAAACAAACUUGACUCGGGAUAAGAAAAGAUUUCUGCACAGCUUUCAAGGAAAUAUUGAUGCUCAAAGGAGACUUUCUAGUGAGAUACCAUCUCCGAGUCAUGCACCUUCUGGCAGGACAGCCAUUUCUUUUCAAACCACUAACUUUUUGGCAUCAGGAAACCCAGAAAGGAUAGAAUCAAAUAGUAAUGGAAGCAAACAGAAAGGGCUCUCACAGUCUUCAACAGCCUCCUCCAUAAGAAGCAGGAAGAGAGUUUUUAUUGCACUGACAGACUCCCGGUGUUUUCUGGUAUGCAUGAGCUUUCUAACUUUCAUCCAGUCCUUAAUGGUCUCUGGUUAUUUAAGCAGUGUAAUCACCACCAUUGAAAGAAGGUAUAGUUUAAAGAGCUCUGAAUCUGGACUCUUGGUUAGCUGCUUUGAUAUCGGCAGUCUUUUGGUGGUGGUGUUUAUUAGCUACUUUGGUGGCAAAGGGCGUAGGCCGCGAUGGCUGGCAAUAGGAGGCCUGCUCAUUGCUCUCGGAGCGGCUCUUUUUUCUUUACCUCACUUUAUUUCACCGCCGUAUCAAAUUCAAGAGCUGAAUGCUUCAGUCUCAAAUGAAGGAUUGUGUAUGAAUGGCAACACUACAGCCAAAGAUUCGUCAUCAUUGUGCCCUAGCGAUUCAGGUGGGAAAGAUCACUCCCUUUAUGUAGCUUUGUUCAUCUGUGCCCAAAUACUGAUUGGCAUGGGAUCUACGCCUAUUUACACCCUGGGACCAACUUACUUAGACGAUAAUGUCAAGAAGGACAAUGCAUCAUUGUAUCUAGCAAUCAUGUACGUCAUGGGUGCGCUUGGCCCUGCUGCAGGGUACUUACUGGGUGGAGUCCUCAUUGGAUUUUACGUAGAUCCCAGAACCACUGUCAACAUUGAGCAGAGCGAUCCUCGUUUCAUUGGGAACUGGUGGAGCGGAUUUCUGCUUUGCUCCAUGGCCAUGCUACUUGUCAUAUUCCCAAUGUUUACUUUUCCAAAAAAGCUUCCACCUCGACAGAGAAAGAAGAAGAAGAAGAAAGGAAACUCGUAUGACGUUUCCAACGAGGAUGAUGUCUUGAAAGAGAAGUCGAGCAACAAAACGAAAGCAGAUGCCGAUCCCGGCCCGUCUAUUGGCUUUGGGAAGAAUUUUAAAGACCUCCCAAGAGCAGCAGUCAGAAUUUUAAGCAACAUGACAUUCCUUUUUGUGAGUUUGUCAUACACAGCUGAGAGUGCCAUUGUCACCGCUUUUAUUACCUUCAUUCCCAAGUUCAUCGAGUCACAGUUUGGCAUCCCAGCUUCUAGUGCCAGCAUCUACACUGGCCUGAUCAUUGUGCCAAGUGCAGGGGUUGGCAUUGUACUGGGUGGUUACAUCAUUAAGAAGCUGAAGCUUGGAGCAAGAGAGUCUGCAAAGCUGGCGAUGAUCUGCUGUGGUGUCUCCCUGCUCUGCUUUUCCACCUUGUUUAUUGUAGGAUGUGAUAGUAUUAAUCUCGGGGGUAUUAACAUACCUUACACCACUGGACCCACACUAACCAUGACACACAGGAAUUUAACUGGUGGAUGCAACGUCAACUGCGGCUGUAAAAUUCAUGAAUAUGAGCCAGUCUGUGGUUCAGAUGGAAUAACGUAUUUCAAUCCCUGCCUUGCCGGUUGCAUCAGUGUGGGAAAUCAUAGUCUAGUGGUAAGAAAUUAUACGGAAUGUGGCUGUGUCCAAAGUCGCCAGGUAAUCUCUCCUCCAACUGUGGGACAACGUAGUCAACUGCGAGUAGUCAUUGUGAAAACAUAUCUGAACGAAAAUGGCUACGCCGUGUCCGGGAAGUGCGACCGAACAUGCAAUACUCUCAUUCCUUUCCUUAUCUUUCUUUUCAUCGUUACACUCAUCACUGCUUGUGCGCAACCCUCAGCAAUCAUAGUGACACUCAGGUCAGUGGAAGAAGGAGAGAGGCCUUUCGCAUUAGGAAUGCAGUUUGUUUUGCUAAGGACUCUGGCUUAUAUUCCCACUCCCAUUUACUUUGGCGCAGUUAUUGACACGACGUGCAUGCUCUGGCAGCAGGAUUGCGGCGUGCAGGGAUCUUGCUGGGAGUACAACGUGACAUCAUUUCGCUUUGUUUAUUUUGGAUUGGCAGCUGGUCUGAAAUUCGUAGGAUUCAUUUUUAUAUUUCUGGCCUGGUAUUCCAUAAAACACAAAGAGGAUCAAUUGCAGAGGAGAAUGUGGAGAGCGUCGCCAAUAAGCACAGUCAGCGAGACGGUCGGUAAUGCGACCGCUGAACAGAGUUAUGCACGGACAAGGUCCUGUCCUGCCUUUGGUGCUAGGGAAGAACCCAAUGAAGAUAUAGACCUCAACCGAGGAAUCCAACACACAGCACAAACCUACACUGGACCUUUCCUAGAAGCAAUAAAUUCCUCCUUUGAAAACUCUCAAGAAGAAACCCCAGCUGAAACCUAGAGCAGACAAUCGGUUUCACGGACCUCUCAGUUCCUUAGUUGAGUUCAAUGUGGCGCCUUGUGGAACACACGUGCCUUCUUUUUGAACUAAAAAGGAGAAAUCACAACGCAUUUUAAUGAGUAGCUACAGGGUGAUUGAGGGCUGGUUACCUCAACAGUUCUUAUAGCCUCCUAAAUAAGUGGAGUUUUUAAUUUUUAGUAGUAUUUUCAUCUGUCCUUCUACCCUACGUGAUAGAUUUACAAACAUGCUCAGGGCUGAAAUUCAGCAAGGCCUCAGCUGAUGUGUCUUCACUUAUCUGAAACUUAGCAAGCUUUCAGCUGAUAGGUGUCUUCACUUAGCUGAAAUUUAGCAACCCCUCAGCUGAUAGGUGUCUUCACUUGGCUGAAACUUAACAAGCUCUCAGCUGACAGGAAUCUACAACUUGGCUUAAAUUUAGCAAGCCGUCAGCUGAUAGGUGCCUUUACUCGUCUGAAAUUUAGCAAUCCCUCAGCUGAUAGGUGUCUUCACUUAGUUGAAAGUUUGCAAGCUCUCAGCUGAUAGGUGUCAUCAACUUGGCUGAAAUUUAGCAAGCUCUCAGCUGAUAGGUGUCACCAACUUGGCUGAAACUUAGCAAGCCCUCAGCUGAUAGGUGCCUUUACUCGGCUGAAAUUAGCAACCCCUCAGCUGGUAGGUGCCUUCACUCAGCUGAAAUUUAGCAUGCCCUCAGCUGAUAGGUAUUGACAGCUUGGCUGAAGUUUAGCAAGCUCUCAGCUGGUAGGUGUCUACAACUUGGCUGAAACUUAGCAAGCCCUCAGCUGACUCAGGUGUCUACAAACAAUGCAUCUGAACUUUACUGUGAGGUAUGCUUUAAAGCACAACUAAAUUAACCUAAACUAUGCAACUACAUUUGGAAAAUCACAUUUCGAACAUGUUAAAUACAUAGCAUAGGAAGAGAUCAAACAUAUAUCACGGAAAAAAACUCAUAUAGAAGCUGUAAUUCAGGUUUACUUUUCUACAAGACUUCUAUAAUGCAUAACUUAAUAUACACAAAGCAUGUAAAAUGUUUGCUCUCUUAUAAUCCUAGGCAUUAGCUGAAAGUGGCCUGAUAUAUCCCAAGAAUGUCCUUAGGAUAUAUCUUCUCUGAGAUUCAGUACAAAAUUCAUGGCUUACAGAAACCCCUGUUUCAUACCUUUAUUUAUGUACGAGUCAUUUUGAUAUCUAUUCAGCCACACUGAGCUAUAAGUGUAUUUUCAAGCAUCAAAUAUCAAUUUGUGUAGCCCUUAUAGAACAGAAGCUUUGGAGAUCACCUUAGGUAAAGGGUAUACAUCAGUAAAGUGUAAUGCAAAUGGCAGCAACAGGAAACCUGUUAAUGAACCGUUAAGGAUUGGUGCCCACCUGACCCUAAGCGGAGAUUGCUGAGCACAUAAUACAUUAAUAUAUCAAUUCACUCACAUAGGGGUAGAUUUACUAAGCAGCGAAAAUUUGCCAGCGAUGGCUUCGCAGCCAUCGCAACACUCUGCCAUGCAUAAAUUCACUCAGACGCUAAUUUACUAAGAUGAAAAGUUGUCUCGGGCGCCGAACGCUGGCGAAUUUUCGCUAGCGUUACUUUAGCAAUCAAAGCAGAGAUGCGAUAGUGUUCAAUUCUGCCUAGCGCAACUUCGUUAGAG